UGCCUCUCCUGCAGUCGUGGGGGGUGUGCUCGAGUGGGACCAGGCGCUGGGAAGGAGGAACGAGAGACCCGACUUCUUAGGGCUGGAGAAGCCGGCGGGAGGAACACCUUCGAGUUCAUUCACAGCAGCGGCUGGAGAUGGAAGAAGGAGCUGUAGAAUUGAGGCAAAGAAAAAGGCUAAACUAUACAGAACCUGAAGAAAAACAUCUCGAAAAAACCAAAGAAGAAAGCAAAAAGUCAAAAAAAUCUGCAAGAUAUGCCUUAAUUCCACGUUUUGCAAAGCUUUUCUUUGGAUGUCUAGCGGCAGUCGUAAGUGGAAUGAUGUAUGCCAUAUACCUCUCAACAUACCAUGAACGUAAAUUCUGGUUCUCUGGCAGGCCGGAGCUUGAACGAGAAAUCACAUUUCAGGGUGAUAGUGCCAUUUACUACUCAUUUUACAAAGAGUUGUUAAAGGCGCCUAACUUUAAAAGAGGCAUCUAUCACCUUACCCAUGACAACAGAACUCUGUCGCUGAAGACCAUGAAUGCAGUGCGACAGAUGACUUUGUAUCCAGAGUUGAUUGCCAGCAUCUUAUAUCAAGCGUCUGGCAGUGAAGAAGUUAUUGAGCCGGUAUAUUUUUACAUUGGUAUAGUAUUUGGACUCCAGGGGAUCUAUGUGACGGCACUGUUUGUAACUAGCUGGCUUAUGAGUGGGACGUGGCUAGCAGGGAUGCUGACGGUUGCCUGGUUCAUUAUUAACAGGGCUGAUACAACAAGAAUAGACUACUCUAUCCCUUCUAGGGAAAACUGGGCCCUGCCAUAUUUUGCUUGUCAAGUUGCAGCACUAACAGGCUACUUAAAGAACAACAUAAACUCUUCUGCUGAGAGGUUUUGCUACUUGUUGGUGAGUGCUUCAACGUACACUUUUAUGAUGAUGUGGGAAUACAGUCACUAUCUACUGUUUGUCCAGGCUACCUGUCUCUUCCUGCUAGAUAUCACAGGCCUCACACAGACAGAGAAGGUACAUGAAGUGUAUAAAAUUUACCUGUUUUCUCUCUUCCUGGGUUACAUGUUACAAUUUGAAAAUCCUGCUUUACUAGUAUCUCCACUGCUAAGCCUUGUUGCAGCUGCCCUGCUGGCAAAAUACCUUCAGAUGAAUACAAAAAAGGGGACACUUCUUUCAAAGUUGCUGAAAGUCAUUUACUUUUAUUUGGUCUUCACAAUAACAGUGACUUUGAAUUUUGUAGUGAAGACAUUUAUUUCCCACAAGGAAAAUGAACAUUUAAUGAAAGUUCUUGAAGUAAAAUUUGGUUUAAACAUAACUAAGAACUUCACGAUUAAUUGGCUUCUUUGUCAAGAGUCCCUUCAGGCACCAUCCCAGGAUUUUUUCCUGCGGCUCACUCAGUCCUCGCUGUUGCCUUUCUACAUUUUAGUGCUAAUUAUUUGCCUUGUCUCUGUUGGCCAGGCCAUCUUUAGGAGAAUUACUGGAAAACCAGUCAGCGAAACUCCUACGCUUGAGAGUGGGAGGAUUGGAGAAAGACCAGAAGUUGUGUAUCAUGUACUUCACACAGUUUCACUGGGGUUACUUGCCAUGAUGAUGGAAAGAAUGAAAUAUGUGUGGACUCCCUAUGCUUGCAUGAUGGCUGCGUUUGGAGUUUGCUCUCCUGAGCUCUGGAUGACACUUUUCAAGUGGUUCCGACUCAAGGCUGUACACCCCAUCGUGCUGGCUCUCAUCCUAAGUAUGGCAGUGCCAACUAUCAUAGGCUUCAGCUUGUGGAAAGAGUUUUUUCCUAGGAUAAUGACAGAACUUUCAGAACUUCAAGAAUUUUAUGACCCUGACACAAUCGGACUUAUGACCUGGAUCAAAAGACAGGCACCUGUUGCUGCUGUGUUUGCUGGCAGUCCGCAGCUAAUGGGUGUGAUCAAAUUGUGUACUGGAUGGAUGGUGACAAAUCUGCCCCUGUAUAAUGAUGAGGACCUGCAAAAGAGAAACGAGCAUAUUUUUCAGAUCUAUUCCAAAAGGUCAGCUGAGGAUAUUUAUAAGAUACUCACAUCAUACAAAGCCACCUAUUUGGUUAUAGAGGAUUCGAUUUGCAACGAGGUGGGCCCUGUGAGAGGAUGCCGGGUCAAAGACUUAUUGGAUAUUGCCAAUGGCCACGUGUAUUAUGAAGAAAGUGACAGUUAUGGCUAUUCAAAAUAUGGACGAUUUUGUCAGGAGAUCAAAAUGAACUAUUCUCCAUAUGUGAAUUACUUCACCCGAGUAUACUGGAACAGGUCCUAUUUUGUAUAUAAAGUCAACACUGUAAUAUCCUUCCAGUCCUGAGAAGUCAUGGAGUUGAACUUUUUGAAGAUUGACUUUGUGCGCAGAAUUCUUCAAUGGGAUGAAGUUAUUUACAAACUAUUCUUUUAUACUGCAUAUGCAUCACGGACAGACGCAGAGGCGCGUCAUUGAGAAUGUGCAAAAGUCUAUCUCACUGGAAUACUGCAUAUUGACUGUAGCACAGCAAGAGAGUGAAAUAUGCUCCCAGGCCAUGAAACAUAGAAGACAUGAUAGUCUUCCACAUUUUUAAAUACCUCUUCCCAGGUAUUCUGGUUUUAAUAACCUUAUUUUAAUGCCAUCGAUUUUUCUGGUUUCAAUUUAUAGCAGUUACAGUCUUUAACUAGGAUUAUUUACUCUAAGAAAUGCAAAAAAGGCAACGUAUCAGCUUGCUGAGCAUGAUCCUCAAGUUAUGCUUAUGUAUAUAUCUGGGGUUGCGGCAGUGUGGUGUGGGUGGUUGUUGUUACUUUUGCAGCUUUGUCCUCCCACCAAAUAUUUGAAAUUCAUGGAAUUUGAAAAAGUGGGAUACCAUUUGGGGGGCCAGGAGGAUACUGAAGAUAAAUAAGAAUGGGAAGAGGAAUUAAGUAAUCCCUUGGCUGAGAUCUGACUCCUCUUAAUCAUGGCUGCUAGGUAUGAGCUGCCUUCGAUUCAAGAUGCUUCAAUUCUUUGAUUUCUCAUGGAGUACAGUUCUACCAUGUCUUUGGUGAAAGAUUGUUCCCUAUAUAGGUAGAUUGUGUGUCAUUCAUAUAUAAAGAUCAGUGUCCCUAAUAAGUGCUGGACUAAAUACAGAUCAUUUUCUUUGAAGUGUGUAGAUCAUCUCUUGUGUUUUAGUCAGAUACAUUCAUCUUCUUAUGGAGACCACCUAGUUGUAAUAAAUAGACAGUGCAGUCCCUAUACAAAAGGUAGAAGGCUUAAAUUCAAGGAGAUUUAGUUUAACUAUUUGGCAGAUUUCAGCCAUUAGUAUAACUAAAGGAGUGUAUCAUUUUGUCCUACUUAAAGACUGCACUCAGAUGUCACAUUAAGCCAGGAAUCCCUUUUCAAUAAACCAUGAUGUGAAUGAGCAGUAUGCUUGUGCACGUAGUUCGUUUGGUCUUCCCUUUGCGCAAGUAAACAAACCAGGAAGGGAUAGCUCUGCAUAACAUCUGAAAUGUGUCCGAACAACCUAUGAUUCAUAAGCUGGCUUUAAACCAGGAUCAUGGCUUGUUUGAGCUCACUUAACCGUAAGCCUGUUGUGUUUGGGGUUGAGGUGGGGUUUUUUGGUUUUUUAAAAAUAAAUGUAUAUUCCUGUUUUAUGGUAGUAUUUCUCUCUACAUCUUUUUUGUUUUGUUUUUAUUGUUGAUCAUCUUUUCUACAUAAUUGCUUGUUCCUCUGUUCACCCCACCCCACCAAGCUUGAUUCUAUGGUCUUGAAGCAAACUAAGAGUUUUAUUUAUGUUUAGGUGGUGAAAACCUUCUCUAUGUGCCUAUUGGCAAGUAUUCUCUCCAGAGACAAGAAUGGCAAUUUAUCUACUAACUCUAUUCAUCCAUAGUACAUAAAUAUGAGAGUAAUUUUGCAGAGCAAGAAAAUUUACUGUGUGCACAUUUUAUCACAUGCUUGAUGUAUGGUACUUAUUGAUAGGCUAACGAUCAAUGCCACCUUAUUUUAUGUAAGUCAGACAAUUGGAUUCAGGGUUUGAAAAUCAAUUGUUGCAAAUGUCUGAUUAUUAACUUCGUUCAGUUGAAGCUGAAGGCCUACAACUGAAUCAAAUCAGUUGAUAGAACUUGUCAUUGUUUUCCAGUCUGGGGCCCUGCAGAUAUGUCGGACUACCACACCCAGCAUGCUGAUUGGGGCAUGCUGGAAACUGUAGUCCAAAUCAUCUCGAGGGUAACAGGUUGGAGAAGACUGAAGUAUAGUGGGGUUCUCUUUUGUGCGUGGAGAUGGGUAUAUUGCAAUGCUGAGUGAUUGGAUGUAAAAUCACCAUUUAAUACGUGUAGCCUUGACGUAUUCGAGAACAUUUGUAUGUGUGCAACAGUAGUUACCUGUGUUCUGUACAAGUACAUCGAUGUCUUUGCACUGAAUAUUUUUCUGUUGCUGCAGUAAAUGACAACAGAUGUACCUAUCUUGUAUUACUGCAAAGGAAACUGACUUUUCAAUACUAUUUUAUAGUGCUAGAAAAGUUGCUUUUCUGAAUUUUUUUUUUUGGAAUAGCUCUCUUAACACUCCCAGUUCACCAGGCACUCAUGUUGUGCAUGCAGUCUACUUUAUUUCUAUGUUGCUUCUGAGCCUCAUUGAAAUAAACACAGCUUGCACAGUAAUUUCAAUGUGUCCGGUGAUCGCUGAUAGAAUGCCAUUGGUCAGGGUUAACAAACACCCCUUGCUAUUUCCUCUAGUGUUCCUGAAUUCCAUUCCCAGCUAUUGUACCGGGCAGACUGAAUUGCCUUAACCUUUUCAACCCUAGUAGUUCCACUCAAAGUGCAGUUAUAUUUCAGCUCCUGAAAUGGGAUCCGUUUGAGUAUUACUCCAGUGCUUAGUGUGUAAGAGUAUAUGGAGAGAGAGA
Molecule: messenger RNA, 4830 nt
Organism: Elgaria multicarinata webbii
Lineage: Eukaryota; Metazoa; Chordata; Lepidosauria; Squamata; Anguidae
Gene: DPY19L4
Product: dpy-19 like 4
Exons: 19
Coding region: 138-2300 (720 amino acids)
Cellular component (GO): nuclear inner membrane
Molecular function (GO): mannosyltransferase activity
Source: RefSeq, a predicted model, not a curated record